AUGAUCGGCACUUGUUUUCGCAAUAACAUAGAAAUAGGAUCAGUUAACAUUGAGUUUCCUUGCCGACUGGAUGCCCUUAGCCCACUCACAGAUGAGGAAAUAUAUGGCACAGGAGUCAGUCUCAAAGAAGAGCUCAACGAAGAUGUCACCAAAGAGACAUAUCUAGAUAUUAAGGAAGACCCUUUUGAUUAUACAGAUGAAGGGAGGGAUGAAGGUAGCAAAGUGAAAGUGGAUCUUCAAGAGCUCAGGCAUGAAGCAAAUGAAAAUGACUUGUGUAUCUUGAUUCAGGAUUCCACUGACGUUGACGACAUAUGUUAUAAGAAAGUCCAUCCUAUUAAUUUCAAUGACAAACCAUACAGAUGUCAAAUUUGCAACAAGACCUUCACUGACACAUGUAGUAUAUCAAGGCACAUGAAAGCACAUACAAAAAAGAAGCCAUACAACCGUAAAAUUUGCAAUAAGACCUUCUCAGGGAGAGGUCAUCUAUUGGAUCACAUAAGAGUACAUACAAAAGAGAAGCCAUACAAUUGUAAGAUUUGCAAUAAAACCUUGCGAACCAAAAAGAAGUCAAACAACUAUGAGAUAUGCAACAAGGCCUUCUCAACCAAAAGUGGUCAAGUAAGACACAUGGGUGUACAAAUGGAAUAG
Molecule: messenger RNA, 648 nt
Organism: Penaeus monodon (black tiger shrimp)
Lineage: Eukaryota; Metazoa; Arthropoda; Malacostraca; Decapoda; Penaeidae
Product: zinc finger protein 813-like
Exons: 3
Coding region: 1-648 (215 amino acids)
Source: RefSeq, a predicted model, not a curated record